Messenger RNA from Trichomycterus rosablanca, 1500 nucleotides. RefSeq names its product R3H domain and coiled-coil containing 1 (gene r3hcc1). The transcript is spliced from 9 exons. The coding region runs from base 1 to 1161 and encodes 386 amino acids. NCBI's taxonomy places the organism in Eukaryota, Metazoa, Chordata, Actinopteri, Siluriformes, Trichomycteridae. The record is from RefSeq and is a predicted model, not a curated record. Gene Ontology annotation, molecular function: nucleic acid binding.
AUGCGGCUCUUCUCUGCUACCACGCUGGCGUUUCCGGGCUUCGAUGGCUGCUACCUGCCCAAGCAAGAAAGCCAAUUUGUUCACAAAGUCCUUGAUGAUCUGGACGCCUUUCACCAGAGAGCUGAUCAGAAGAGCGUCUUACUCUUUCCGCCUCUGCCCAGCCGGCUCAGGUUCCUAAUCCACAAGGCGGCGGAGAAGCUUCCGGAGUUGAGCACGUUCUCUGUGGGCGAGGGCUGGAGCCGCCGGGUCGCCGCCUGCUACUCAAGCUUUAGGUCGGCGGUGGGGGAGUGCGGCAGCGAUACGGACGCCAGCUCAUGCGACGGGUCGAGCACCAGCAGCAGAGAGAUGGAGGUCAAACCGCGCCCGCUUCCCAGCCGAGGGAACAGACGACCGGAUAAAGCCGUCUACGUUCCCCGCGCCCUCCGAAACACCCAGCGCCCCGAGUCCAGCCUCGACUCCUCCAGCUGCUCCCCGAGCCUGAGCGUCUCCGAGGAGUCGGACUCCACCGAACCGCCGCACGCCGACCACGCCCGGGGGGCAGACGGGCCAGACGGAUCGAUCGCAGAGCAGGAUGUGCUGACGGCGGGGGCGGAGCCUCCGGACUGGGAUCAGACUGUGACCUGUUUUAUGGGGAUGAGUUUGGAGGACGGUAGUAGCAAAUGUAACACACAGACUAAAUCACUCGGCCAGGACCAAGAGGAGACUGACGACUUCUACCACGAGAUCACGUCUCAUCUAAAGGAAGCCCCGGCGGUGAUAGACCACGCCCAGAACGAUUACUCCGACCUGGAGAACGUGUGGAUCGACCAUGACGAGUUCUCUCACGUCAUCGAGAUCUACGACUUCCCCUCCGUCUUUAAAACCGACGACCUGCUGGACGCUUUCGCCGACUACAGUGAUGGAGGGAUGAAGAUUAAGUGGGUGGAUAACACUCACGCCCUCGCCGUCUUCUCCAGCGCAUCAGCAGCGCUGCAGGCUUUGUCUAUCAAACAUCCACUGCUGAAGACCAGGACGCUCUCUCAGGGCAGCAAAAAGGCCAAGGGCAAAGCGGCAAGACGUGCAGAGUUCCUGCAGCCCGUCAGAGAGAGACCCCGCACCGAUACAGCAGUAGCACGCCGGAUGGUGACCAGAGCGCUGGGGCUGAGAUCUAAACGCUACUGAACACAGGUUCCUUCUGAUGAUGAUGAGAUGAUGAUGAGAUGAUGAUGAUGAAAUGAGAACAUUUCUACAGAACAACUCACGUUUUAUACAGUACACCAGUGUCGUCUUCUACAUGCUCAUUUCAACCAACUGUAGGACUGAAUCCUCCUCAUUAACUUCUGAGAACUUUAACUGGAAUAUUUAAUACUCUUACUGGUCCACCCAGCCUCACUCCACCUCCUGUAGACCAGGAUCUUCUGUAAUAAUGUUCCAGUUUUCUCACCGGCGCUGAGUAGCGAGUGCAAAACAAACUUGUCAUUUUAACACUUUGAUUUUAUUUUUUUAAUAUAUAUAUUAUAC